AUGCGCUUCGCCAGGAGUGGCCCGCUGCGAGCGAGCCCAAGAGUACAAUGGGCGCAAACUCGAAGCUUCCAUCAAUCAUCACGGCGCCUGCAGGAUGUAUUCCACACGCAGCUCGAAGACCCCAGCGCGGCCGCCGUCCUCUCCUCCUUGAAGACGUCCCCGAGAGUGCCACAGACCCUGACGGAAAAGAUCGUGCAGCAAUAUGCUGUAGGCCUGGCCAAGGACAAGUUUGUGAAGUCCGGCGACUAUGUGACGAUAUCGCCGCACCAUUGCAUGACACACGACAAUUCGUGGCCGGUCGCAUUGAAAUUCAUGUCGAUAGGAGCGUCCAGACUGCAGAAUCCCAAGCAGAUCGUCAUGACGCUGGACCACGACGUGCAGAAUAAGUCGGAGAAGAACCUGACCAAAUAUAGACAAAUCGAAGAGUUUGCGAAGAAGCAGGGAGUCGACUUCUACCCUGCAGGACGAGGCAUCGGACAUCAGAUCAUGGUCGAGGAGGGAUAUGCUUGGCCUGGCACAUUGGUGGUCGCCAGUGACAGUCACACGAACAUGUACGGUGGCAUUGGCUGCUUGGGGACACCAGUGGUGCGGACAGACGCGGCCAGCAUAUGGGCUACGGGCCGGACAUGGUGGCAGAUCCCCCCUGUGGCCAAGGUCACAUUUAGGGGUAUCCUACCGAAAGGCGUCACGGGUAAAGAUGUGAUUGUCGCACUAUGCGGGCUGUUCGACAAGGAUGAUGUUCUCAAUCAUGCGAUUGAGUUCACGGGAUCCGAGGAGACGCUCCAAAGCCUUCCCAUCGAUGCACGGUUGACCAUUGCGAACAUGACCACGGAAUGGGGCGCUCUGUCGGGGCUAUUUCCCAUGGACACCUUGCUGCAAGGCUGGCUACGAGCGAAAGCAACCAUGUCCGCUUUGGACGCAUCAGAGGGCAGACUCGCAAACGAACGCUUCUCGCACGCGAGACUGGACGAACUCUUCAAGCAUCAGCUUACGGCAGACAGUGGCGCUCAAUAUGCCAAGUACUUGCACCUAGACCUGAAUACUCUUUCCCCGUACGUUUCGGGGCCGAACUCGGUCAAGGUUGCCACACCCUUGAAUGUACUUGAGGAUCAGAACGUCAAGAUCAACAAAGCAUACCUCGUGUCCUGCACAAAUUCUCGCGCCUCAGACUUGGCGGCAGCUGCCAAGGUCUUCAAAGACGCGGCUGCGAAAAACGGAGGGAAGAUUCCCAAGCUUGCUGACGGUGUCAAAUUCUACAUUGCUGCGGCCUCACAGCCCGAGCAGCAGAUUGCCGAAGAUGCUGGAGACUGGCAGGCUAUGUUGGAUGCUGGUGCAGUUCCUCUCCCUGCCGGAUGUGGUCCCUGCAUCGGGCUUGGAACAGGUCUGCUUGAGCCUGGCGAGGUUGGCAUUAGCGCCACAAACAGGAACUUCAAAGGCCGGAUGGGCAGCACCGAUGCGAAAGCAUACCUUGCUAGUCCUGAAGUCGUGGCAGCCAGUGCUCUGCACGGCAAAAUCAGUGGGCCUGGUUGGUACGAGAGACCCGAGGGCUGGUCUGGGGUCAUCCGCGGCAAAGGUGACGGUAUCCGAGAGGAGGAUCGAAUGAUUACUGCCGACGAAGCAUUCGACAAGAUCAUCAAGCAGUUAGACAGCAUGAUCGAGUCAGCCGAGGAGACAUUCGGCGAAACGCAACAGGCAAACGAAGCAACGACAGGCUCAACAGAGGUUUAUCCUGGCUUUCCUGAGCGGGUGGAAGGUGAGAUCAUCUUCUGUGACGCAGACAACAUCAACACGGACGGCAUCUACCCCGGGAAGUAUACAUAUCAGGACAACGUGCCUGUCGAAAAGAUGGCGGAAGUCUGUAUGGAGAACUACGAUUCUAAUUUCAACGCGAUCGCAAGACCGGGCGAUAUUCUGGUCUCCGGUUUCAACUUCGGAUGUGGAAGCUCUCGCGAACAAGCAGCGACCUCAAUUUUGGCAAAGAAAAUACCUUUGGUGGUCGCCGGCAGCUUUGGGAACAUCUUUUCGAGAAACAGCAUUAACAACGGCUUAAUGGGCCUUGAGGUCCCCAAACUGAUUCGACGACUACGCGAAACGUUCUCAGAGGCAGAUAGUCCCAAGGUGUCGACGGAUCCGUUAGAGCCAGUGGGCAAUAAAGAAGAACAACAGAGUCUCGAUUCGCCUCCACCAGCCGUGACACGACCACGGGAGAAGCAGCUGUCACGACGCACCGGAUGGAGCUUGGUGUGGGAUGUGAAGAAGUCCCAAAUUGAGGUUACCGAAGGUCCCACCGGGAAAACAUGGAUUGAAAAGGUCGGUGAGCUACCGCCCAACGUCCAGGAGAUUAUCGCGAAAGGUGGCCUCGAGAAAUGGGUACAGAAAGAAAUUGCUGCCGUCUGA
Molecule: messenger RNA, 2397 nt
Organism: Cladophialophora yegresii CBS 114405
Lineage: Eukaryota; Fungi; Ascomycota; Eurotiomycetes; Chaetothyriales; Herpotrichiellaceae
Product: homoaconitase, mitochondrial
Exons: 1
Coding region: 1-2397 (798 amino acids)
Biological process (GO): L-lysine biosynthetic process
Molecular function (GO): homoaconitate hydratase activity; 4 iron, 4 sulfur cluster binding
Source: RefSeq, a predicted model, not a curated record